Molecule: messenger RNA, 933 nt
Organism: Saccharomycopsis crataegensis
Lineage: Eukaryota; Fungi; Ascomycota; Saccharomycetes; Ascoideales; Saccharomycopsidaceae
Gene: RPP0
Product: 60S ribosomal protein uL10 RPP0
Exons: 1
Coding region: 1-933 (310 amino acids)
Biological process (GO): cytoplasmic translation; ribosomal large subunit assembly; ribosome biogenesis
Cellular component (GO): cytosolic large ribosomal subunit
Molecular function (GO): large ribosomal subunit rRNA binding; structural constituent of ribosome
Source: RefSeq, a predicted model, not a curated record
AUGGGAGGUUCUCGUGAAAGCAAAGUCGAAUACUUUUCCAAGUUAAAGGAAUUAUUGGAAACCUACAAAUCUAUCUUCAUCGUUGGUGUUGAUAAUGUUUCUUCCCAACAAAUGCAUGAAGUUAGAAAGGCUCUCCGUGGUAGAGCCGUCGUUUUGAUGGGUAAGAACACCAUGAUCAGAACUGCCGUUAGAGGUUUGUUGUCUGACUUCCCACAAUUCGAAAAAUUGUUGUCUCACGUCAAAGGUAACAUUGGUUUCGUUUUCACUAACGAUGACUUGAAGACCAUCAGAGAUGAAAUUGUCAACCACAAGGUCCAAGCCCCAGCCAGAGCCGGUGCUUUCUCCGAUGUCGAUGUUGUCAUUCCAGCUCAACAAACUGCCUUCGAUCCAUCCAAGACCUCUUUCUUCCAAGCUAUUGGUGUCCCAACUAAGAUUACCAGAGGUAACAUUGAAAUUACUUCUGACAUUAAGGUUGUCGUUGCUGGUACUAAGGUCGGUCAAUCUGAAGCUACCUUGUUGAACAUGUUGAACAUCUCUCCAUUCACUUUCGGUUUGACUGUCCAACAAGUUUACGAUGAUGGUCAAAUCUUCCCAUCUUCUAUCUUGGAUAUUACUGAUGAAGAAUUGGUUGGUCACUUUGUUUCUGCCAUCAACAACAUCGCUGCUAUCUCUUUGGCUAUCAACUACCCAACCUUGCCAUCUGUUUCUCACAGUAUCAUCAACCACUACAAGAAUGUUCUUGCUGUCUCUGUUGCUACUGACUACACCUUCGAAGGUUCUGAAGAAAUCAAGGACAGAAUUGCCAACCCAGACGCUUACGCUGCUGCUGCCCCAGUCGCUGCUGCUGCUUCUGAAUCUGCUGCCGCUGAAGAAGCCCCAGCUGAAGAAGAAGAUGAAUCCGAUGAUGACAUGGGUUUCGGUUUGUUUGACUAA